Alternaria burnsii is the source of this 888-nucleotide messenger RNA. RefSeq lists its product as uncharacterized. Lineage: Eukaryota; Fungi; Ascomycota; Dothideomycetes; Pleosporales; Pleosporaceae. The record is from RefSeq and is a predicted model, not a curated record. Bases 1 to 888 code for a protein of 295 amino acids. Gene Ontology annotation, cellular component: membrane; EMC complex. Gene Ontology annotation, biological process: protein folding in endoplasmic reticulum. The transcript has 5 exons.
AUGCCGCCGGAGCCUCAGCGGCGAGCUAUCGUCGUCAAGCAACCAGCAACCACCGACCUCGACCCUUCCACUCCCUCGUCCGCAUCAAUGUCUACUACCGGCACCAUGGGACAGCCUGUAGUCCAGACGAUCCACCGGGACCCCGCGCUGUUUUGGUGGAUUCUACUCCCCAUUACCGUCGUCAUGGUCUUGACAGGCAUCCUCCGCCACUACGCAAUGACACUGCUCCAGUCCACGCCCAAGAAACACGACCUGGCCAAGAUCCGACAGCAGCGCUCCCUCGUACGCGGCGUCAACCUACGCACCAACGCCCAGGUUCUCUCGCCGCCCUCCUUCGCUGCUCGCAAAGCCUACAUGGUGCAGGCGUACCACGAGGGAAAGUUCCUGGCGGAGCCUGAGCUGAGAGGGAAACCGAGACCAAACCCCAUGAGUGACCCGGCGGCUAUGGAGGGUAUGAUGGGCAUGAUGAAGGGGCAGAUGACUAUGAUGAUUCCACAGACGCUGAUUAUGGGGUGGAUCAAUGCCUUCUUCUCGGGAUUCGUUAUCAUGAAACUGCCCUUCCCAUUGACGCCACAGUUCAAGUCAAUGCUGCAAUCUGGAGUGGGAACUCGUGACCUGGACGUCAGAUGGGUGUCCAGCUUGUCUUGGUAUUUCCUGACGUUGUUCGGACUUCAGCCCGUCUACAAUUUCAUCUUGGGGAGCAACAAUGCUGCCAACCAAGUUACCCAACAGAUGGCCAUGGCCAACGGAGGUGGGGGUGGCAUGAUGGGUCCCGAGCAGGAUCCGGAUAAGCUGUUUCUCAGUGAAGCCGAGAAUCUGGAGGUACUGGAGCAUCGAUGGAUAUUGGAGGGCAUUGAAGACCGCCUCGUCGCCAAACUUGGAGCGUGA